AUCAAUUUCAAUAUGCUGAUAGUGAGAAACACCACCAUAUGCCGUUGUUUGCUUAAUCGUGAUCUGCGGAAGCCCCCUCCGCCUCCGGCACACCGCAUCAUAAUCCUGUUUUCUGCCAGAAAAUAGAAAACACUUAAAAGUUCACUAAGCCGUUGUUCAAGAUGCUACUCUUAAUUUGACCAUUUCAAAAGAGUCCUCUUGCAAUCAUUGGUGUCUGUUAUUUCUGUUGCAGAAUGCUAAUAAUAGAUGCCAAAACUAACGGAAGGUCAAAAAUGGCCUGAAAUCUUAGGAAAUCCAAAAUGUAAUGUGGCUGCCACAUUCUUCCUCCAUUUCCGACCAAGAAAAACGCAGAAACAGAAAAGCGAAAAAUAAACAAACCAGAAAUAGAAAACCAGUCCCCUUUUUUCCUCACAAUCAUCCCUUAGUGGGUCUCUUUCGAAUUCAUCUCCCUCGCACAGGAGGGCUGCUAGAGAUGGAAAAGAAGCCAAUGGCAACCCUCCUGUUUGUUUUCUGCAUCUUCACCACUGCCACCUCCUCCGCCGUCACCUUCACCCCAAAAGACAAUUUCUUAAUCGACUGCGGCUCCGGCGCCCAAACCACCCAUUCUGACGGCAGACUCUUCUUAUCUGACCUAAACUCCGGCCAAUAUUUAGCCUCACAGAGCCGUGAUAUUUUAGCCUCAAUCCCAUCAGGAAAUGUGUCUUCCCCUAUAUACCUCUCGGCCCGAAUCUUCACCGAGGAAGCCACUUACACCUUCCGAAUGGCCCGACCUGGAUGGCACUGGAUCCGUCUCCAUUUCUACCCAUUUAAAACCAACGAAUAUAAUCUCCAAAAUGCGAGGUUCACGGUCACGACGGACAGUCUGGUCCUCCUCCAUGAUUUCGGUGUCGAAAACAACAACAAUACCGAUCAGUGGUUUUUCAAAGAGUACCUCGUCAAUGUCACAUCAGAGCGUUUUUCUAUCAAAUUCACACCCCUAAAAGGCGACCCUGCUUUUAUCAAUGCCAUCGAGGUGGUCUCUGCCCCUGACAUUUUGAUCACCGACUCUGUUUCCGCUCUGUUUCCUGUUGCCCAAAUCGAUGGGUUUUCAAUGCAAUCGUACCAAACGGUUUACAGACUCAAUGUGGGUGGCCCAGAAAUCACAUCGAAAAACGACACAUUGGGCCGAACUUGGGCAACCGACGGGAAUUUUCUGGCACACAAGGAGUUGGGCAAGCAAGUUUCAGUUUCGCCGACGGUGAUCAAGUAUCCGGAAGCUGGGUCCCCCUUGAUUGCGCCCCAAUCGGUCUAUGCAUCGGCCGUGGAGAUGGGCGAUGCGAAUGUCGCGGCCGCAAACUUCAAUGUCACGUGGAAUUUGGACAUCGACUUGUCGUACCAGUACUUGGUACGUCUCCAUUUCUGCGAUAUUAUUAGUAAAUCGAUGGAUGAUUUGUACUUCAAUGUGUUUGUCAAUGGGAAGAAGGCCAUUUCCGGGAUAGACUUGUCGACUUUGACAGGGGGCUUGGCGACGGCUUAUUACAAAGAUUUCGUCGUCAAUUCUUCCAUGGUUUCUUCCCCACUUAGCAUUCAGAUUGGCCCGUGGACAGAGGGGACGGGAGCGAUAGACGCACUUUUAAAUGGUCUUGAGGUUUUCAAAGUGAACAAUUCGGUUGGGAGCUUGGAUGGGGAGUUUGGUGUCGAUGGAAACACGGCCAAUGGUGUUCACAAAGGCACGGUGGCUGCGGUUGGGUUCUGUAUGAUGUUUGGUGCCUUUGUUGGAUUAGGCGCGGUGGCAGUCAAGUGGCAGAAAAGGCCUCAGGAUUGGCAGAAGAGGAAUAGCUUCUCUUCCUGGUUGCUCCCGCUUCAUGCGGGAGACGCUAGCUUCAUGAAUAGCAAGAGUUCGAUGGGCUCUCGAAAAAGCCAAUUCUUUUCGUCCACAACGGGCUUAGGCCGGUACUUUUCGUUUAACGAACUGACCGACGCCACCAAGAACUGGGACUCGAAAGCAGUGAUUGGCGUUGGUGGUUUCGGGAACGUGUAUUAUGGAGAGCUUGAUGAUGGGACGGUAGUCGCUGUCAAGCGUGGAAACCCACAAUCCGAGCAGGGGAUCAACGAGUUUCAGACGGAAAUCCAGAUGCUAUCAAAACUCAGGCACCGUCACUUGGUGUCUCUUAUCGGGUAUUGUGACGAAAACACCGAAAUGAUCCUGGUGUACGAAUUCAUGUUGAACGGGCCGCUCAGGGACCAUCUCUACGGCAAGGAUCUGAGCCCGUUGACGUGGAAACAAAGGUUGGAAAUAUGCAUAGGGGCAGCCCGUGGACUCCACUACCUCCACACGGGGGCGGCCCAGGGCAUAAUCCACCGAGAUGUGAAGACCACAAACAUUCUGCUCGACGAAAACUUCAUUGCCAAGAUGGCCGAUUUUGGGCUCUCCAAGGAUGCUCCCUCGUCAGACGGCCAAAACUACGUAAGCACCGCGGUCAAGGGAAGCUUCGGGUAUCUGGACCCGGAGUACUUCCGAAAACAACAACUGACAGACAAAUCCGAUGUUUACUCAUUCGGGGUGGUUUUACUAGAGGUAUUAUGCGCUCGACCGGCGCUUGAUCCUGGUCUACCGAGGGAACAGGUGAACCUGGCCGAGUGGGCAAUGCAGUGGAAGCGGAAGGGGUUGCUGGAGAAGAUCAUGGACCCGGUUUUAAUCGGAUCGAUCAACCUGGAAUCGAUGAAGAAGUAUGCUGAGGCAGCGGAGAAGUGCUUGGCGGAGUACGGCGUCGAUAGGCCUACAAUGGGAGACGUGCUGUGGAAUUUGGAGUAUGCUUUGCAGCUGCAGGAGGCUUCGGCGCAGGGGAAGGCUGAUGAUGAGAACAAGGAACUUGCUGGCACUGCCGCCGCAUCUCCUCCUUCCGCAGCGGUUGCCCCUGCUGCGGCUGCAACGACAGAUAACCGUCGGAUUUCUCCGCCUGAACAGAGUAGGAACCCGGCAGAAGUUCCGGUGAUCGAUGAGCACUCGGGGACUGCGAUGUUCGCUCAAUUUGCAGCCAUCAAUGGCAGAUGAAUGAAAUCUUUAGUUGUUAUUCCCAAAUAGAUGAACUAAUAUGCUAUGUUUUGUGCUCUCUCUUCUUUUCCGGUUUAUCUACGUUGGGUUUCUUGUUGUAUUGAAACUACAGGAUGGAUGUAAAGCAAAUUCCUUGAAAUCUUAUGCACUAUUUAUAUUUGUAUUUAUAU
Messenger RNA from Rhododendron vialii, 3204 nucleotides. RefSeq names its product probable receptor-like protein kinase At4g39110. Gene Ontology annotation, cellular component: plasma membrane; plasmodesma. The transcript has a single exon. Bases 305 to 3034 code for a protein of 909 amino acids. Lineage: Eukaryota; Viridiplantae; Streptophyta; Magnoliopsida; Ericales; Ericaceae. The record is from RefSeq and is a predicted model, not a curated record. Gene Ontology annotation, biological process: protein autophosphorylation. Gene Ontology annotation, molecular function: ATP binding; transmembrane receptor protein tyrosine kinase activity.